UCAGAGAGUCAGAGGGAGAAGGAGGAGGUGGUGGAUGGUGAGGAAGAGGAGCAGAGGAGGCGCGCCACAGAGGGAGUGCUGGACAUCACACUGCUCUGCAUGAAGCAGUUGAAACAGGAGGAGCUGGCCGACACAUUUAGAGGAAAGUUAUUUUUCCAACAUAAAAUCAAAUCUUAUCUGAAGGAGAAGACCCAGUGUAUGUUUGAGGGAAUCGCUAAAGCAGGAGAGUCAAGACCUCUGAAUGAAAUCUACACAGAGAUCUACAUCACAGAGAGAGGCAGUGGAGAGGUCAACAAGGAACAUGAGGUCAGACUGAUUGAAACAGCUUCCAGGAAACCAGCAAAGGAGGAAAUACCACUUAAAUGUCAAGACAUCUUUAAACCGAUAUCUGGAAAAGAUAAACCAAUUAGGACAAUAAUGACAACUGGAGUGGCCGGCAUUGGUAAAACCGUCUUAUCAAACAAGUUCACUCUGGACUGGGCUGAAGGCAAAACCAACCACGACAUAGAUUUCACAUUUCCCUUCACUUUCAGAGAGCUGAAUUUACUGAAAGAUAAAAAGUUUAGCUUGGUGGAACUUCUUCAUCACUUCUUUAUUGAAACCAAAGCAGCAGGAAUCUGCAGAUACGAUCGGUUCAAAGUUGUCUUCAUCUUGGAUGGUCUGGAUGAGUGUCGACUUCCUCUGGACUUCCAGAACAACCAGAACUGGACUGAUGUCACAAAGUCCACCUCGGUUGACGUGCUGCUGACAAACCUCAUCAUGGGCAACCUGCUUCCCUUCGCUCGCAUCUGGAUAACAACACGCCCUGCAGCAGCCAAUCAGAUCCCUGUUGAGUGUGUUAACAUGGUGACAGAGGUGAGAGGGUUCACCGACCCACAGAAGGAGGAGUACUUCAGGAAGAGAUUCAGAGACGAGAAGCUGGCCAGAAAAAUCAUAUCCCAUGUCAAGACAUCACGAAGCCUCUACAUCAUGUGUCACAUCCCACUCUUCUGUUGGAUCACUGCUACAGUUCUGGAGGACUUCUUCCAAACAUCCAAGAGAGGAGAAGAGGUUCCCAAGACUAUGACUCAGAUGUACAUCCUCUUCCUGAGGGUCCAGUCCAUACAGGGGGGCAAGAAAUAUCAGAGGAGAGUUGAAACAGAUUCACACUGGAGUUCAGACAGCAGGAAGAUCAUCGUUUCUCUGGGAAAACUGGCUUUUGACCAGCUUAAGAAAGGCCACCUGAUCUUCUACGAGGCCGACCUGGCAGAGUGUGGCAUCAAUAUCAGAGCAGCCUCAGAGUACUCAGGAGUGUUUACCCAGAUCUUUAAAGAGGAGUGUGGGCUUUACCAGGACAGGGUGUUCUGCUUUGUCCAUCUGAGCAUCCAGGAGUUUCUGGCAGCCAUUUAUGUCUUCCGGUCCUUCAUCAAAGAUGGUGUCAAUCAGCUCUCAGAAGAAAUGCAUACCCCCAGGGAAGAUGGGGGUAUGCUCCUCCUGUACCAGAGUGCUGUGGACAAGGCCUUACAGAGUGAGAACGGACACCUUGACUUGUUCCUCCGCUUCCUCCUGGGCCUCUCUCUUGAGACCAAUCAGAAUCUCCUACAAGGUCUACUGGGACAGACAGGAAGCAGCUCACAGACCAAUCAGUAUACAGUUUCUUACAUCAAGAUGAAGAUAAGUCGAGAUCUUGCUCCAGAGAGAAGCAUCAAUCUGUUCCACUGUCUGAAUGAGCUGAACGACCGUUCUCUAGUGGAGGAGAUCCAACAGUCCCUGACAUCAGGAAGUCUCUCCAGCGAAUCUCUUUCCCCUGCUCAGUUGUCAGCUGUGGUCUUCAUCUUACUGACAUCAGAAGAGGAGCUGGACAUGUUUGACCUGAAGAAAUACUCUGCUUCAGAGGAGGGUUUUCUGAGGCUGCUGCCAGUCGUCAAAGCCUCCAAAACAUCUCUGCUGAAUGGCUGUCAUCUGUCAGAGAGACACUGUGAAGCUCUGGCCUCAGUUCUCAGCUCCAACUCCUCUAGUCUGAGAGAGCUCGACCUGAGUACCAAUGAUCUGCAGGAUUCAGGAGUGAAUCUGCUCUCUGCUGGACUGAGGAGUCCACACUGUACACUGGAAACUCUCAGGCUGAAUGGCUGUAAUCUGUCAGUGAGAUGCUGUGAGGCUCUGGCCUCAGUUCUCAGCUCCAACUCCUCUAGCCUGAGAGAGCUGGACCUGAGUAACAAUGAUCUGCAGGAUUCAGGAGUGAAGCUGCUCUCUGCUGGACUGAGGAGUCUACACUGUACACUGGAAACUCUCAGGUUGUCUGGCUGCCUGGUCACACAGGAAGGCUGUGCUUCUCUGGCCUCAGCUCUGAGCUCCAACCCCUCCCAUCUGAGGAGGCUGGACCUGAGCUACAAUCAUCCAGGGGACUCAGGAGCUAGGCUGCUCUCUGCUCUGCUGGAGAAUCCACACUGGAGCCUGGAUACUCUCAGUGUGGAGCACGGUGGAGAGAGGAGGAUAAAACCAGCUCUAAAGAAGUAUGCCUUUGAACUCACACUGAACCCAUACACAGCCCACAGACAACUCUCUCUGUCUGAGAACAACAGAAAGGUGACGCAGGUUGAAGAGAAGCAGUCAUAUUCAAAUCAUGCAGAGAGAUUUGAUUCCUAUUACCAGGUGUUGGGUAGAGAGGGAAUGACUGGCCGCUGUUACUGGGAGGUAGAGUGGGAAGGAGAUGUUUCUAUAGGAGUGACAUACAGAGGAAUCCCAAGGAGAGGAGAGGGUCUUGACAGCUUGCUUGGAGGGAACAACAAGUCCUGGGUUCUUAGUUGUAAUGAUCAAGGUUACACUGCGUGGCACAAUGAUAAAGGGAAAGACUUAGAUCUUCCCCCCCUAUGGUCUAACAUAGUAGGAGUGUAUCUGGACCGGCCUGCUGGCACUCUGUCCUUCUACAGAGUGUCCCCAGGUGAAGGAGGGUCCUCAGACACACUGACACACAUCCACACCUUCCAGUCCACCUUCACCCAGGAGGACCUCCUCCCUGGGUUCAUAUUCUGGACUCGGGGUUCCUUAGGGUCUCUGUGUCAGUUGUAGCCACAAACACACACACACACACACACACACACACACACACACACACACACACACACACACACACACACACACACACACACACACACACACACACACACACACAC
Messenger RNA from Gadus morhua (Atlantic cod), 3152 nucleotides. Its product is annotated as NLR family CARD domain-containing protein 3-like. Gene Ontology annotation, molecular function: protein binding. The transcript has 8 exons. Lineage: Eukaryota; Metazoa; Chordata; Actinopteri; Gadiformes; Gadidae. The record is from RefSeq and is a predicted model, not a curated record. Bases 100 to 3048 code for a protein of 982 amino acids.